Molecule: messenger RNA, 414 nt
Organism: Plasmodium vivax (malaria parasite P. vivax)
Lineage: Eukaryota; Apicomplexa; Aconoidasida; Haemosporida; Plasmodiidae
Exons: 4
Coding region: 1-414 (137 amino acids)
Source: RefSeq, a predicted model, not a curated record
AUGAAUUAUCACCGCCAUUUAUGUAGCCCACAUGGAAAGGCGCGCGGGAACUCCCUCUUCGAUGAUGAAUCUCUCAAAAAGGCAUUCGCACGGGUGUCCAUCGGAUCCGUUCUGAACUUUCUGCUGAGCUCGAACAUGCUGCAGGCCAAGUGGUCCAAAUUAGAAAUAAUUGACGAAUUAUACAGACGAAGGGUCGACAAGAAGCUUUCAUUUCAUUUGCAUGUUUUGUAUGGGCUGGGUUCCAAGGGGUUACACUUGAGGAGGAAGGGGAUCAUAUCGCCCGUGCUGUUUCAGCCCCUGCUGGAUUACAGCCAGUUUGCUUACAUUGUGCAGGUGAUGAAAAUUGCAGACAGGGAGAGGCAAAUCGGAACGCAUGAGCAGGCCGAUUUCGUUCGGAGCUUCUUCAGAGGGUAG